AUGUCGACUGAUAAGAUUACCUUCUUGACCAACUGGCACGCUACGCCAUACCACGCUCCUCUCUAUCUUGCCCAGAGCAAGGGAUAUUUCAAAGAUGAAGGCGUCAAGGUCGCUCUACUUGAGCCCAACGACCCAAGCGAUGUCACGGAAAUCAUCGGAUCUGGAAAGGUCGACCUUGGCUUCAAGGCCAUGAUCCAUACUCUCGCUGCCGCAGCUCGUGGCUUCCCCGUUCAGUCAAUCGGUUCCCUGCUCAACGAACCCUUCACCGGUGUUGUGUACUUGACCUCUUCUGGUAUAACCCCCGACUUCACAACCCUCAAGGGUAAGAAGAUAGGCUACGUUGGAGAAUUUGGCAAAAUCCAACUCGAUGAACUCACCGCGCACUACGGUAUGUCACCUGAUGACUACCAAGCCAUUCGUGUGGGCAUGAACGUCACACGGUCUAUCAUCACUGGCGAAAUCGAUGCUGGCAUAGGCCUCGAGAAUGUCCAGAUGGUUGAGCUUGAGGAGUGGCUUGCUAGCCAGAACCGCUCGCGCGACGAAGUGAAGAUGCUCCGCAUCGAUGAGCUUGCACAACUCGGCUGCUGCUGCUUCUGCAGCAUCCUCUAUAUCGGAAACAACGACUUUAUCAAACAGAACCCAGAGAAAGUACGUGCUUUCCUGCGUGCGUGCAAGCGCGCAACUGACUUCGUUCUUGCGUCUCCCGACCAAGCCUGGGAGGAAUUCUGCAGCUUCAAGUCCGCUAUGAACACGCCGACCAACCGUAAGAUCUUUGAACGUAGCUUCGCCUACUUUAGCCCCGAUCUUCAGAAUGUCCAGCGUGACUGGGACAAGGUCACCCGCUACGGCAAGAGACUUCGUGUGUUGGACAACACCUUCAAGCCCAACUACACGAACGAGUACUUGGCUUGGGGUCUUGAGGAUGAAACUGAUGACCCUACUGGCGAUCAGAAGAGGAUGGUGGAGCUGCAGGAGGGUGUUAAACAGCAUGGUGGGUUCAAGCGUCUCGAGACCAUGUCUGGUAAGACUGUCAUUGGCGCUGCUGCCUCUGCUAUGGCUUGA
This is a messenger RNA of Alternaria arborescens, 1062 nucleotides long. Its product is annotated as 4-amino-5-hydroxymethyl-2-methylpyrimidine phosphate synthase. The transcript has 3 exons. Bases 1 to 1062 code for a protein of 353 amino acids. Lineage: Eukaryota; Fungi; Ascomycota; Dothideomycetes; Pleosporales; Pleosporaceae. The record is from RefSeq and is a predicted model, not a curated record. Gene Ontology annotation, biological process: thiamine biosynthetic process.